AUGCGGGCCAGCGCCAAUGGAGCCACCGGGGAGGCGGACGAGUCCACAGCUGCGGCCUCGCUGCCUCGGGGCCUGGGCUAUUUAAAUCUUCCAAUGGCUCACUCCCCGGGACUGGAGGAAUCUGGGAAAUGUAGUCCUCCCGCUGCCCUGGCCCAGAGGCCCCCAGACGCAGGCCCUGAACUAACCCCUGCUCUUACCAGGUUCCCUCGGAGCAGCGCAGCAUGGACCCGGAACAUGACCAUUGUCACCGGCGUCACUGCAAGGACAGCGGGUGCUAGGGACAGCUACUCCAGGUCCAGCUGGGAGCUCCCGGACCUCCAGGAGGGCAAGAUCGAGGCCAUCAGUGACUCAGACGGGGUGAACUACCCCUGGUACGGCAACACCACGGAGACGUGCACCAUCGUGGGCCCCACCAAGAGAGACUCCAAGUUCAUCAUCAGCAUGAACGACAACUUCUACCCCAGCGUCACAUGGGCCGUGCCCGUCAGUGAGAGCAACGUGGCCAAGCUGACCAACAUCUACCGGGACCAGAGCUUCACCACGUGGCUGGUGGCCACCAACACCUCGACCAAUGACAUGAUCAUUUUGCAGACGCUGCACUGGCGUAUGCAGCUCAGCAUCGAGGUGAACCCCAACCGGCCCCUCGGCCAGCGCGCCAGGCUGCGGGAGCCCAUCGCCCAGGACCAGCCCAAGAUCCUGAGCAAGAACGAGCCGAUACCGCCCAGCGCCCUGGUCAAGCCCAAUGCCAACGACGCUCAGGUCCUCAUGUGGCGGCCCAAGUACGGGCAGCCGCUCGUGGUGAUCCCGCCCAAGCACCGGUAA
Puma concolor (puma) is the source of this 822-nucleotide messenger RNA. The record is from RefSeq and is a predicted model, not a curated record. Lineage: Eukaryota; Metazoa; Chordata; Mammalia; Carnivora; Felidae.